ACUUCCGCUCGUUACAUCAUCGCCAAGGUCCCCGGCUAUCGGCCGUAGCCGACGAGCUAAGCAGCCGCGAAGGACGGCAGCGCCGCCACAGCCGCUUUUAAAAAUCAGCAGCGCCCGAAAUCAACCGUUUUCCCCGCGUGAGAAGCCGCUUGUGUCGCCGGUACCUACGUUUGUUUCCUGAGAGGAGGACGGCUCUCAAAUACCAAAGCGAAUUGCGGACAAAACCUGAGCUGCACCCCCAUUCCCCUACCCCCCCCAUCAGUCAGAGAACAUGGCUCAGGAGACCAAUCAGACACAGGUGCCAAUGCUGUGCACUACAGGAUGUGGCUUCUAUGGUAGCCCUCGCACCAGCGGCAUGUGUUCAGUCUGCUACAAGGAGCACCUUCAGAGGCAGCAGGGAGGCGGCCGCACAAGCCCUCCUGGAGAGAAAGCUGCUACGCCACCUGCAGGACCUAAUGAUGGCAUUGGCUUUUCUGUUGAAAGUGUCCCAGAGCCCAGUACCGAUGAGGCUGCCCAGUCUGAAGAAAGGACAUCAAGCUCCCCCAGUCCAGUUACGCAGCAGAUGACCGCUAUGAGCAUCAGCCAGGAGAGUGCAGCUGCUGACUCUGAUCGGGCUGAGGAAGAGGAGGAGGAAGGGUCAUCCACUCCCAAGGGUCCGGCCCUGGAAGCGGCACAGGCUUCUUCUGAUGGAGACCAGACCCCUGACAAAAGUAAGAAGAAGAAUCGCUGCUUCACCUGUCGGAAGAAAGUGGGCCUCACAGGCUUCGACUGCCGUUGUGGGAACCAGUUCUGCGCCAUCCAUCGUUACUCUGACAAACACGACUGCCCCUAUGACUAUCGAGGAGCUGCUGCAGCCCGUAUUCGCAAGGAGAACCCUGUAGUGGUGGCCGAGAAGAUCCAGAAGUUGUGAGAAGGAAGACGGAGAGUCCCUAGAAACGCAGGCUCGGAACAAAUGAUGCGCAGUGCCGGACGAAAUGACUUUCUUCACUUGUACUCUGUAGGGCAAGGAGGGUGGGGCUUGUAUUAGAUUCCACCGAGUGCUUGCAUAUUCGCCAUCUUCCUUAUUACAAGUGAUGGUGCGUGUGGCCCAGUGGCUGGUUUGGAUGUUUGUGUUCUCCUUUGAGAGAGAGCAAAAUGGUGAUGUUGCGUUUGGAAGGUAUCUGAUACUGCUUUGUGGGGGGUGGGGCAUUUUUAGUUUUAACCCUUUUUCUGAACUUUUUGAAGUGUGUGUGUGGUUUUGUAUUUCCCCCCCAGAUGUUAGGUAAAUGUGCUUGAAGGUCACCUAAGAUACAGGAGCAGCUUUAGCAAACAGCAAAAUAGUGAUCUGUGGGAAUGACACGCGAGGCACAGUUAGCAGUAAAUGCAGUAUUGCGGUAACCUAAGGAUGGUAUUUUCCCCAAGUGAAUGGACUCUGCACUAUUAGCGCUCUGACGAUGUAUGAGGAUCCUCCCCCUUUAAAAUACAUGAUCUUAACCUUUAUCAUACUGAAAUAACCUUUUAAGAGGUGGAGGCUGUGACAUUGUGAAAAGAGUGAUUGAGAUUUUUUUUCUUUUUUCGUGCGUAUGAUACCAUAAGAUCUAUAUUAAUAUAUUGUAGCUAGCUUGAUUUUUGUGUGAUUGCAUUCUAUUUAUUUUCUUUUUGAUUGGUUUUUAUUGAAAGAUUGCCAGCAUUGCGGGUGAAUCAUGAGGUUUGUGCUUCUUUUAACCUUUUGGAUUAUGCAUUUUUGAUUAUAUAUCCAACAAGAGAAAAUACAAUUUAUUAUGUAAUGGAGUAGAGUCCUGUUAAUACAAUAUCCGGUUUAUGGACAAGGGUAGUUCAUUAGCUAGAAGUUUUUAAUUGAUCUGCUAUGUACUUUGGGUGAGGAGAAUUCCUGCAUAGGCCAGAUACUUUCAGAAUUACUUUUUACAUUUCUAGUGAUGGUACAUUAAACUGAAGUGUGAGAUGUAAAGCUAUACACACUUGUCCAUUGCUGCAAGACGUAGUUCAUAAUUUGAGCAACGCUAAUACAGUAGCUGAGAAAAGAUUCUGCUGUCAGCGAGCUGAUAAAGAACUGGUCUAUAAUGAUCCCAAGAAGAAACAUCUCAUCUUAAAGUUUUAUCUUUUGGUGAAGAAAAUCCAUUUUGUUUGUGAAAUUGUACUGGACUGAUUUGACAUAAAGCAGUAAUGAAGUCAAUAUCUACAUACCCUGUACGUUUGAAGAGAAAGUGUCAUUACUUGGAUACAAACUUUUUCCAGAAAUUAACAUUCACUGAUAAAGAAGGCUGCCUGAAUGCACAUGCAACAUUAACACAAUGUAUUGACUGGUAACGUAUUAUUGAACCCUGAAUUAAUGGGACUCUAUUUCAGAUGUAAAUACCAUAUGGUUACUAUUAGUAUAAUCUCGUAUGUAGAAUUUUCAGAUGAGUGUGAAAGAAGGGUUACAUAUUUAUUUGGUGUGUACACAGUGUUUCAUUGCUCGAUUGCAGCUGGUUUUUACUCGUGAGAGAAUGCACUGGCACUGCUGGGAUUUAGCGCCCCCCACUGGCAGGCCGUGCCUCUGUCCUUGAGUUGUGGUGGCCUCAGUCAAAGGGCUGAGGCUUAACUUAUAUGAUGGCAUUGAAAUUCCCCCUGACUCCCUGUGCUUUGCUUCUUCAGUGCUGCUCAGCAAACGCAGACAGAUGCACAUCGGUUUGUUAGACAGGCAUUUCAGUAUGGCUUCUGUUUGCUAAGUGUCUUCAGGUUCUGCUUGUUAUACUGUUGAACUGACCUCCAGGUUGAAUAUGCUUCAAGUCUCUGUAGCAGAUGGUGAGCAACUUUGCCCAUUUUAAUUUUAUUAUUAUUAAUUUUUUCUUUUACACCAUGCAAUUUCUUAACCAGACCUCACAUUGAAACACAUUGAAUCCCAGUUAAUGCAGAUGAUGCUGAAUGUGUGCUAUAUAUAUAAAUAAAUUUUAAAAUGCCUCAAAAUGUCAUACCUUACUAUAUAUAUAUAUAGAUAGUAAGGUAUGGCAUUUUAAAAUGGAGAAUUUACACAUCCCCCCCGCCCCUCUGAAUGAUUUUCCCUUCCUGUGUCAAAUACCCAGUCAUUUUUUUUCCUUUCUGGACUUACGCCAGCUUCCUCACGUCCACCUUUUAUAAACAAAAUUAAGGCCUUGUUUUUAUGGACCUAAACCUCUUGCAGAAUGGCCAGGUGAAAAACUAUUUGGAAGUACUGGCAUUUGUCUUCACAAGGUGAUAUUGACGACUUCCUAAUCUGAGCCAGCUGUCAUUCAGAUUAAUUAUGAAAGAGUUCUUGCUGUUUUACUUCAGGCAGUAAGUGGUACAAUUUUUUUUUCUGGUUUGCAGUUUGUUUUUUUUGCACAAGAGGGUUGAAUGUCUUGUGUAGCCUGCAAAUGAGUACAAAUGCAAUGAGCUUCUGAAACGAGCCCUGACAUUACUUGGACGACGUAUGUUUGUGAGCUACUCUCCUGUUUUAAGGGGAUACAUACUACAUGUGAUUAACCUUCCACAAAGCCUUAUUUACUUUGGACUCAAAUAAUGAGGCUGGUUGCUCCAAAUGGUGUCUGGGUGUCGGCAUGAUUGUGAGGUCAGUUGUACAUGGUGACAAUCUUUCAUACAUAAUGAAGCGUGACCUGGCGCUGGCCCUCUGGAUUGGACCAGUGUUUUCUCCAGAGGCUGAAGCUGCACCCCAUUACAUUGUGCUGUUUCUUUUAUGAAAUACCAGCAGCCAUGUUUUGGUAACUUAAAUACUCUACUGUGGUAGUUCGCACUGGCUACAGGAGCCAGGAAAUUGUACUUGGCAAUACACAGUCAAAUAUGAUUUUGGUCCCUGCUUUCUGCUAAGGAAACUGGUUGCCUGCCUGGUUCAGUCAUUGUCCUCAGCUGGGCGAAGUUACGGUGAAUGAAUGGAGGUCUUUGUUCAGGAAUGAGCAUAACUGGAGUUGGCUUGGAUGUCUUUCUAUAGCCCGGUAAUGGCUAGUAGGAAGUGUGCAGUAGUAAAUGGGAUUGGUGAAUUAUGACCCCAGCAUGAUCGGUGAAGGAAGAAGUCGCUGGAUUCGUUUCAGGGCAAGGAAGCUGCAUGGCAGGACGUCCCAGCAGUCAGAGCACCUUGGUUAUUUGAAAUACCAGUCAGCCAUGUUAGAGAUUCUACCAGGUAACACUUUUUCUGUUUUUAUAACCUUUAGGAUUGUAUGGUGUGUCCAACUAUGUUUAAAACAAUAAAACAAAGUUUAUUUUAAA
This is a messenger RNA of Paramormyrops kingsleyae, 4218 nucleotides long. RefSeq names its product AN1-type zinc finger protein 5. NCBI's taxonomy places the organism in Eukaryota, Metazoa, Chordata, Actinopteri, Osteoglossiformes, Mormyridae. Gene Ontology annotation, molecular function: zinc ion binding; DNA binding. The record is from RefSeq and is a predicted model, not a curated record.